CACCGAGUUCCUGUCCGCCUCUCUGCAUUAUGUCGGGUGGCCUCCUGAAGGCGCUGCGCAGCGACUCCUACGUGGAGCUGAGCCAGUACCGGGACCAGCACUUCCGGGGUGACAAUGAAGAACAAGAAAAAUUACUGAAGAAAAGCUGCAUGUCGUAUGUUGGAAAUCUUUCCUUUUACACAACUGAAGAACAAAUCUAUGAACUCUUCAGCAAAAGCGGUGACAUAAAGAAAAUCAUCAUGGGUCUGGAUAAAAUGAAAAAAACAGCAUGUGAAUUCUGUUUUGUGGAAUACUAUUCACGAGCAGAUGCAGAAAAUGCCAUGAGGUACAUAAAUGGAACUCGUCUGGAUGAUCGGAUCAUUCGCACAGAUUGGGACGCCGGCUUUAAGGAGGGCAGGCAGUACAGACGUGGGCGAUCUGAGGGCCAGGUACGAGAUGAGUAUCGGCAAGACUAUGAUGCUGGAAGAGGCGGCUAUUGAAAACUGGCACAAAACCAGUGAGUGGUGAGAGCUCUGAAAAACUCCUUUGGUUUGUUGAAUUUGUUACGAACAUUACUCAAGGUCUUCAAACCAGCUUAGUUUUACGAAGCUUUGAUCAGUAUCCACUGAGCU
This is a messenger RNA of Nycticebus coucang (slow loris), 611 nucleotides long. RefSeq names its product nuclear cap-binding protein subunit 2-like. NCBI's taxonomy places the organism in Eukaryota, Metazoa, Chordata, Mammalia, Primates, Lorisidae. Gene Ontology annotation, molecular function: RNA cap binding. The coding region runs from base 30 to 479 and encodes 149 amino acids. Gene Ontology annotation, cellular component: nuclear cap binding complex. The transcript has a single exon. Gene Ontology annotation, biological process: mRNA cis splicing, via spliceosome. The record is from RefSeq and is a predicted model, not a curated record.